ACUCUGCUCCUUGCUCCUACCAUGAAAGAAAUAAUUAUAUCAAUGUAUUUGAUUUUUAUUGCUUGGGAGUCAGUCCUUCAGGUGUCAGCGAAGAAAUUUAGGUGGUGCAACUUAUCCAACACAGAGCAAAGAAAAUGUGCUGAGCUCUCCAAGGCCCUGCAAGCAGUGUUUCCUCCCACAUCAAAGAACUCAUUCAUAAAACUAUCUUGUAUAAAAGCCUACAAUACAAAGGACUGCAUCAAAAAAAUAAGGGCAAACAAGGCCGAUGCUAUUUCACUUGAUGCUGGAGAUGUCUACACUGCUACGAAGCUUUAUGAUCUCACUGUUGUAGCAAAAGAACUAUAUCAAGAGGGUGGCUGCUUAUAUUCUGUGGCAAUAGUGCGAGAUGAAAGCCUGGAUAUCAGACGGCUGAGGGGUAAAAGAAGCUGUCACAAUGGUGCCAGACGAACAGCAGGCUGGAAUAUUCCUCUGGGUUUCCUACUAUCCCGGAAUUACCUUCCCUGGCAUGAGAACCAGACUGUCACCGAAGCUAUCAGUAAGUUCUUCACGGCAUCCUGUGCUCCAGGUGUGGGAAUCACCUUCCCCAACCUUUGCAGCCUCUGCCAGGGGCAGAAAUCCUACAUCAGAGACCGGAAUUAUUUCUGUGAAACAACUGAUAAUGAGCCGUACUAUGGCUCUGAAGGUGCAUUCAGUUGCUUGGAACAGGGGCGAGGUGAUGUUGCCUUUUUGGAUAAUACUGCAUUAGCUAACAUUAAUGAAUCCGAGGCGGCUAAAUACAAACUACUUUGUACUGAUGGGACGAAGGCCAACCUCAGCGAGUUCAGGCAAUGUAACCUUGGCCGAGGGCCUGGCAAUGCCAUCGUCACCAGGUACAACUACAGGAAGAUCACACGCAAAUUCCUCGCUGUGUCUCAGCAUCUCUUUGGGCGAAAUGGAAAAGAGUCAUCGAGGUUUCAGCUGUUCAGCUCCGCUGGAUUUGAUGGGAGAAAUCUCCUGUUUCAAGAUGCCACUACAAAGCUGCAACUUCUAACAGAUGAUGCAGAUAUCAACCUUAUUCUAGGUUUGGAUUACAUAGCUCUCCUGAAGGGAAUAGGCCAUGAAGGGAGCUCCCUGGAGAACAGUGUUGUGCGUUGGUGCUGUAUCAGUGAAGCAGAGCAGAGCAAAUGUGAGGAAUGGGCCCUGAAUGUGAAGUCUGAUCCCCUGGUCUGUGUUCGAGUGACAUCAAUGAGUGACUGCAUAGAAAUGAUUAAGAGGGAUGAGGUGGACGCUGCUUCCUUUGAUGCAACUCAUACUUACAUCGCUGGCAAUUGUGGACUUGUUCCAGUAGUGACUGAAUAUUAUGGAGGGAAUUGUACAACUUAUGGUGGGAAAAAUGGAACCGCUCACUUUGAAGCAAAAGUGCGACCUCCAGUCUACGCAAUUGCUGUGGUGAAGAAGGCUACGAGAAAUGUAAAUAUAUUCAACUUAGCCGGGAGGCGAUCCUGCCACAGCCACUUGUUUAGCCCAGCCGGGUGGCUUCUGUUAUCAAAGUACACCAUCAAGUCUGAUCCGAAUGCUACAGAUAUCUGCAACAUCAACAAAGCUUACUCUAAUUACUUCUGGAAAGGGUGCAUGCCUGGAGCGAAAGGCAACCUUUGUAAGGUUUGUAUUGGUGGGCAGCAACCCGGGACAAAAUCAUCCAAGCAACGAUGUGUGGCCAACCACAAUGAGCUCUACUAUGGCAACAUGGGUGCCCUCCUGUGUUUGAUCGGAGAUCGCACUGGGAAGAGCUUUGGGGACGUUGCCUUCCUGGAACAUCACAACUUAGUAGAAAACAUAGAGAGUAUUGGGAGGAACAGAUGGGCUGAUGGUUGGACGGCGGAGGACUUUGAGCUGCUGUGCCCGGAUGGACAGCGAGCCCCAGUCACUGAGUGGCACAGAUGCAAUCUGGGUUCAAUCCCUGCAAAUGUCGUGAUGACGAGACCGGUCAUUGCCACCAAAAUUUACGAUUUCCUGAUGAAAUCCCAGGAACAUUUCGGGGCUGACACCAACUCGGAGUUUCAGCUCUUCCAGUCUCAAAAGUUUGCAAAAAGUGAUCUGCUUUUCAAAGACUAUACAAAGUGCCUGAGUCAUGCAACUCACCUGAGCUACACGUCCAUCCUGGGUGAUGAAUUCUAUGACCUAGCAGAAUCCAUUUUCAACUGCACAGAUUCAGAGGUCCUUGAAUUCUGUACCCAGGACAUUUGCAAUACAUUUUCUGAAUCGGACAUUUAAAUCAGGUAAAUGUCCAACAAUGACACAAUGUGCUUAACAACCACAUCGCAAACUUCUUUCAACUGAUUCAAACGUUACUCGUUUCACAAACUGCAGGCAGUAAGAGAUCAUCAUCAGCAGGAACUAAAGGACUUUACAGGGGACAAACUAAACUAUUGAAACAACCAAACCUUUAUGGAGUCAAAUAUUACACUGACUGAAAUGUUU
Callorhinchus milii (elephant shark) is the source of this 2460-nucleotide messenger RNA. RefSeq names its product Saxiphilin-like (gene sxph). Gene Ontology annotation, cellular component: recycling endosome; plasma membrane; early endosome. Gene Ontology annotation, biological process: iron ion transport. The record is from RefSeq and is a predicted model, not a curated record. The transcript has 17 exons. Bases 22 to 2253 code for a protein of 743 amino acids. Lineage: Eukaryota; Metazoa; Chordata; Chondrichthyes; Chimaeriformes; Callorhinchidae.